AUGGAUUCUGAUUCAGAUGAUGACUUUUCUAGUACACAAGGAGACACAUUUCCUCCUACGAUAGUAGGUAAUGGAAUUGGAAACAUCCCAAAUAGUCAAUUGGUCCAGUAUGAAAGUGCAGCAUGUAUUGUAGAUAAUGGAGGCAAGUAUGAAGGGUUUUAUGAAAGUUAUCUGAAAAUUGAUGGUCCAGGUGCACGACAUUCAUCAGAGAAAACACAAGUCAGUUACAAUGACAAUUAUCAGCCCACGCAUUCCGCAGUUAUAAUGCUUUCAUAUAAGAGAAAAUCCAUUGACAACCCUGAUAGGACAUCAUGUGCUUCUGAUCAGAAGUACUUAUUCCGUCCUAAAGCAGGACAACGCAUUCCUUGUUCACCGAUAGAGAAGACAACUCCAGGAUCCUGGUCUGAAAUCUCGCCUUCAGUCUUCAAGCUACGCGGGGAGAACUAUUUCAAGGACAGACAGAAGUACCCUGCUCCAAACUACAGCUCAUAUGUACCAAUUGGUGUUGAUAUGUUUAUCUGCCCAAAGAAGAGAGAUCACAUUGCUCAGCAUCUUGAGCUUCCUUCUGUAAAACCACAUGACAAAGUUCCUUCCCUCCUCAUUGUUAAUAUACAGUUGCCUACAUAUCCUACUUCAAUGUUCCUUGGGGAAUGUGAUGGUGAAGGCAUGAGUCUUGUAUUAUACUUUAAAGUUAGUGAAAGUUUUGACACAGACAUAUCUCCUCAGUUUCAAGAAUUCAUCAAGAGAUUUGUUGAGGAUGACAGCGAAACGGUUAAGGGGUUCACAUCGAACUCAUCAGUUCCUUUCAGGGAAAGGCUAAAAAUUUUGGCUGGAUUGGUGAAUCCAGACGAGCUCCAACUGAGUGCUGCUGAGAAGAAGCUUAUUAAUGCUUAUAAUGAUAAACCAGUGCUUUCCCGCCCUCAACACAAUUUCUUCAGGGGGCCUAAUUACUUUGAGAUUGACCUAGACAUACACAGGUUCAGCUACAUCUCUAGGAAAGGGCUUGAAUCAUUCAGAGACAGAUUGAAGAAUGGGGUAGUUGAUUUGGGAUUAACAAUCCAGGCACAAAAACAAGAAGAACUACCUGAGCAAGUCUUGUGCUGUAUGCAGUUGAAUAAGAUUGAUUUUGUAAACCAUGGUCAAAUACCUACUCUUGUUACCAUGGAUGACUGACUUGGACAAGCAACUGUGGCGUCCUGGUGGGUUUGCAAUAGUGAUAAUUCCGGCGGAGAAACUGAUCAGAGGAUGUAA
Molecule: messenger RNA, 1251 nt
Organism: Fragaria vesca subsp. vesca
Lineage: Eukaryota; Viridiplantae; Streptophyta; Magnoliopsida; Rosales; Rosaceae
Exons: 6
Coding region: 1-1173 (390 amino acids)
Source: RefSeq, a predicted model, not a curated record